CGUUAGUUUCAAAUCGUGUUAUUUUGCGGGAAAUGAACAGUAAAUGUCGAUUUUUAAUGGAAAAGAUUAAGUUUUAUUCUUUAAAGAGACAUUUUUUAAAUGAUUUUAUUAUAAUACGAUAAUGAAGUAUUUACGACAGUAAAAUUAAAUUUUAAUUUUUUAAAUUUCUAUGUGUAUGUAUUGAUUGGAAUGUUUAUAAGAUAUGGAAGAAGUAGCUAAUCAGAAGAAGAAAAAGAAGAAGGAAAAGAAGAGAAAGCACGAAAAAAAUAAAGAUAUAUUACAAGAAGGACUUAAGGAAACCAAAGAAAAUUCAGUUUAUGAAGAGCAAGUGUACAUUGAAUCAGUUAAAGAUCAUGAUAUAAAUAAUCAAAAAAUUACUAAUUCUACUGAAAUUAUAAAGGAUAAUGAGAUAAGGGGAAAUUCUUCUGCAGAAGUUAGCCCAAAAAAAUCAAAGAAAAGAAAACAUGUAGAACACUGGGUUGAAGAUGAUGUAAAUAAUCAGUUACACGAUUCAACUUCGAGAAUAACUCCAUCAAAAUCAAAGAAAAGAAAUAAAGAUAAUUUAGUUGAAAAUGCCAAGGACAGUGAUGAAGAGAAAAAUCUUCCAGACACAAGUACAAAAUUAGAACAAGAUGUAGGUGUUAGUGUGAUUGAAAAUGUAAAGUACAACAGUGAAGUUAGUACCUUAGAAAUGACUUCAUCUACAAAAACUAGUCCGACAAAAUCAAAGAGAAAAAAGACGGAUAAAACUGUUGAAAGUGUGAAAGAUAUUGGCGAUAUAAACAGUAUAAUUGACAGUUCGAUUUUAAAUUUGAGUCCAGCAAAAUCAUGUAAGAAACAGGAAAUGGGUGAUUUAAGUGAUGGUGCGAAAGAUGUUAGCGAAGUAAACAAUACAGUCAAAGGUUCGGCAAUAGAAGGAAAUUUGACAAAAUCAAAAAAGAAAAAGAAGCAUAAAAAUAAAGAUGUAUUGACUACUAGUGAUUUGGCUGGAAGAAAAGGUGAAAUUAGUGAUUCUGUAUCAAAAACUAUGGAAAGUAAUAAAAACAUUGAAACAAAUUUGAAUGAAAUGAGAGAGCAAAAUUCAGAAAAUACAGUCAUAGAAAUAACUGGUGCUAAAAAAUCUAAAAAGAAGAAAAAAGACAAUGGAGAAAAUAAAAAUAAAAUACAAAAUUUUGAAAGUGAAAAUUUAAAAAAUGUAAAUAAUGAUGCUGUUGAAGGCAAUGAAAAGAAGAAAAAGAAAAAGCACAAGAACAAGGAAAAAUCUGAUGAUAUGUUGUUUGAAUUUGAUUGUUCUAAUUUAAAUAAAGAAAAUGUAAAAACUGAUUUACAACUGACUGCAAUUAAUAAAGAAGUUUGGCCAAAUUCUGAAAAUUUAGAUAUUAUAAGAGAAAGUGCUACAAAUGAAGCAAGUUUGGAAGCUGAUACUGCGGUAGCUACCAGUAGUUCCAAAAGUACAAAAAAGAAGAAGAAAGACAAGAAACACAAAAAGAAAAAUAAAUCACAAAAAGACGAUACGAGGCAUAAGGAAAAACAUAAGAAAAAUAAAAAGACUAGUAAAAAGAAAGGAAGUAAAUUAAAAACAGGUGAUGUCAAUGUAAAUACAAAGACUUCUGUGUCUUCCAAUGAAGGACAAGUUGAGAAAGUUGAUAUUGAACAUUUGAGUGAUGAAAUAUUUUCCAAUUAUGAUGAUGAUGAUAAUCAGGAUUACUUUUAUGAUUUUGAAGAAGAGGAGCUUGAUUUUGAACCACCAAUCCUUCAUGGUAAUGGAUAUCCAUCUACACUAACAAAACAGCAAAAAGAACGACUUAGUUCUAUGGGUAUAGAAUUAAGAAUGGGAUGUUGGUCAAAACGUGAAGAUGAUAUUUUAAAAAGGAAUUGGAUUAAUUUGAUUAAGAAAUAUGAAUUGAAGCAACCACACAUAUUACUUGGAUUGUCUCAAAAGAAGUCUCAUGUGGCUGUUCAAAAAUUCAUUAAAGCCAAGAAAUUUUACUAUCAGUUAGCCGAAGAUCUCAACAAUAGAACAAUUCACAGUUGUUAUUUGAGAGCAAGAAAAUUGUUUCAUCCUUACAGAGAUGAAAACAAGAAAGGAUGGGUUGGAACAUCAAGAGAUGAAGUGGAAGACUUACAGGCCCUAGUAUCUGUUUAUGGAGAUAAGUGGACAAAAAUUGGACACAUGGUUAAUCGAGAUGGAAAAAAUAUUAGCGAAAUAAUCCGAUGGCACAGGAAGAAUGCAGUUAAAGGACAUUGGUCAGCAGAGGAGGAAGAAAAUUUAAUCGAAGCCGUUAAAAAUGUUCUUCAAGUUAAUGAUGUUGCAGGUGUUUACUACGGAAUUCAAUGGGAAGAAGUUGCCAAAUUAGUUCCUUCUAGAAAUUCAAAUCAGUGCCGUCAGCAUUGGCUGUUGAAUACCUGUUGGAAAAUAAAUAACGAUAAACCAAGAGAGAGGUGGAAAGACACUGACACGGUUCGCUUAAUCUAUCAUCUUUAUAGACUAUCAACAGAUAACGAGAAAGACAUCGACUGGGAUGCGCUGGCCUCCGAAUUUGACAAUGUUGCAUCAUAUGCACAUUUGAAACAAAAAUGGUUACACUUUAAACAAAAAGUACCAGGUUAUCAAAAUAAGGAUUUUGAAGAUAUAAUUACAUACUUAUAUUGUUGUUAUUUACCUUCAUUGUUGGAAAAAGUUGGAAAGUCUUACAUCAAGGAAAUCAUAGAGACUGUCUAAAGUGCAGUUUGAUAAACCUCAUCUUUAUCAUUGUAUAUAUACCAAUCAAAACUGUAUUUUUAUAUAUGUAAAAUAUCUUUUUAGUUUAAUAAAUUUUUCAUUUCGAUUGUGCA
This is a messenger RNA of Centruroides sculpturatus (bark scorpion), 2835 nucleotides long. RefSeq names its product transcription termination factor 1-like. The transcript has 11 exons. The record is from RefSeq and is a predicted model, not a curated record. The coding region runs from base 203 to 2722 and encodes 839 amino acids. NCBI's taxonomy places the organism in Eukaryota, Metazoa, Arthropoda, Arachnida, Scorpiones, Buthidae.